This is a messenger RNA of Paramecium sonneborni, 2258 nucleotides long. NCBI's taxonomy places the organism in Eukaryota, Ciliophora, Oligohymenophorea, Peniculida, Parameciidae. The record is from the annotation of a GenBank genome assembly.
AUGGAUUAAUUUGCUCUAGGUCUCUUUCCUCUAAUAUAUGCUGGCUAUGCAUAAAUGAAAAUCAAAAAUUACAAAUAAAUAAGAAAUAAACCAGAAACUAUUGCAUUAAAAGUCAAAAUUGGAUUUCAACUCUAAAUCGCCAUUGUUCAAAUAAUUGAAUUAAUCUUAGCACUUUUCAAUAAAGACUUAUUAUCUGCUUUGUGUUGUCUUUUCAUAAUUAUUGGAUUGUUUUACUCAUUUGGGAUCACAGUUAUCUUUCACAAUGAACCUCUCUUAAACUUUUUACCUUUCAUUUGUCUAUUCAAUUUAAUUUGCAAUGAAACUAUACUCAAAUUAUUUGAUUUCCUUAGUUUAAUUUUAUCAUCCCUUUUAGUUAUCUAUCAACGAUAAAGAGGUGAUGAUCCUUUAGAAUAUAGUAAUCAUAUUUAUAAUUACAUAUUAUAGAUCCAUUUUGUGAAUUCUUUGAAUCAUAAGAUAGUUUCAUUGCAUAAUAUUUAAUCUUAUUGAAGUUUUAACCAAAUACCUAUUCAGAAGAAAUUGAAUUACAUGAAUUAAAUGAAUAAACCACAGUCUAAGAUCCCCUACUACUUGCAAAUUAAUAAAUCUAAAAUACUUAAUAACAACAUACCUAAAAUACUUAAUAACAACAUCCAACUACUUAAGUGGCUUAAUUCUUAAUUAAUUAAACUAGAUAAUCAAAUAAAUUAGAUAUUAAACAUCCUGAACCAGCUAUUAUGGAUAUCAUAUUUUCAAAGGAUGAAGAAGAUAUUUGGGAUAAAUAAAUUGAAGUUGUUGAUUCACCAAAAUAAAUGAAUAAAAGAAAAGUUCGAUAAUCUUAAGUAAUAAUUGAAGAGAAUUCUUAAUCAGAAGAAAUCUCUUAUCCAUCAUUUAAAGACGAUAUACCUAAAACAAUUAUUAUCCAUCAAUCCUCUGAAAAGCGAUCUUUAUCUCAAAAAGAAAUAUAAUAAGAACCUUAUUUUCAAUAUAUACAAGAGCACUAAUAAAUUAUUCGUUCUGAUAAUGAAAUGGAUAAAAAUAACAUUGUAGAAAAUAGAAAUAUUUAAUAAGAUUAAUUGGAUGAAUUAAAAUCUUAUGAACACCAAUCAUCUAAUGAAGUUUAAACAGAAAUUUUAUAAUAAAAUGUCAUCUAAAUUGUUGAUAUUGAUAAAUUUGGAGGAGCUGAUAGUCCAAUAAAAUAGGAACCUAUACCUCAAAUUUAAUAACCAUUUCCUUAUGUAGAAGAUAAUGAAUAUCCGGAUAAGCUGAUUGUAAUACCUUAAUAAAUUCAAUAAGAGUUGAAUAAGAAAAAAUAGCUAAAGAAAAAGAAAUAAAAAGAUGAAGGGUUAAUUGCUAAAAAAAAUAGAAUGAUGAAACGAAUUAAAAGUUUUGAAGAAUUUUAAGAUAAAAAUGAUGAUAAUAAAUCUUAAAAUAGUGACUUAUAUGAUGAUAAAAAAAGUGAUUUUGAAAGAUACAAAGAUGAAGUUAGCUCUGCAACUUUAUCUGAAGAUGAAAGUGAAAGCGGAGUAUAUGUGUAACAAAAAAUGGAAAAGGUUCAAUUCAAUGUUGGUAGAUAAGUAUUAAAAAAAGUAAUAAAAUAUCAACAUAUUUCUUUGAUUCCUAUAACAAUUAAAGUGAAGAAUAAUGAAUGGGUUUAAAAUUGUCAAUAUGGAGAAUUAUAUUAGUUAGCAAAUGGACAUUUACCAAAGCCAUCAUUUGGUGAUGUAGAGAUUGAGAAGAAAUUGUUUUAUAUUCAACAAUGGUUGGAUGGAAUGAGUUAGAAUCCUAUUCUAAUGAGAAAAGAAAUCUUAGAAUAUUUCAACGUACCUGAAUCAAUAAUAAAUAAAUAUGGAUUAGUUAAAAAGAUCGAAGAAGAGACUAGAAUAUAAAGACAUAGCAAUAAAUUCAUGAAUUCAAAUUAAAAGGAAUAUUUUUUAUCAAUAAAAUAAAUAAAAGUAGAGUGUUAUAACUCAGAGGCAUCCGAAGCUUAUACAGGAAUUAUAUACUAUAGUCUGAGAUUUACAAUUUAGAGUGAGAAAAGAUCAUUUGUUUCAGAGUGUAAGAAAACAUUAGAGGAGAUAAAAGAAGCCACUAAAAUAAUUUAAUAGGAAAGAAAUCUGAGGGUUUCACUUUAAGAUCAUGAGACAGUGAAAAAAUAAAUGAAAGCAAUAGAUUAAUUUUUAUAAGAAUUAUUCAGUCAUCAAUUUUAUUAUUGUGAUCAAUUAUUUGAAUAAUUUGGAUUAUUAUCAUAAAUAAAAUGA